Molecule: messenger RNA, 552 nt
Organism: Dentiscutata erythropus
Lineage: Eukaryota; Fungi; Glomeromycota; Glomeromycetes; Diversisporales; Gigasporaceae
Source: the annotation of a GenBank genome assembly
AUGUAUGAAUAUAUUCAUGGAAAAGUUAUAGAAUAUAAUUACCAAAUAAACAUGAAAAAAACUUUUCAGUUUUCUCUUUGUGGACAAUGCUACAAUGUUUUGGUGAAAUUGAAUUCCAAGGCUAAAAAAAAAAAAACAACUAGGUCACCUUCUCCUUCAAUAUCCAUUGCAGCAAGUGAAGAUAGAAUCAAUAAAAAUGAAAUGAGUAGUGAAGAAGAUAAUAAAUCUGAGUUUGUAUUAGCUUAUAAAUUAUUUGUUAAAACAGCUGAUGGAAUUUCAUUACCUGCUAAAUGGUUUCAAGAAUCCAUAUCAACAGUUGAUAAAUUUCUUUUAUCUGUUUACAAUAAAAUUCACUUGAUGACCAAGGAUAAUACUAUUAUGCCAAGUUAUUAUUUCAUGAUAUUCAAAACACAAAAAGAGACAGGUGCUAGCACUCAGUUGGUUGACGAACAAGAUUUCAUCAAGUUCAAAUCUGAAUAUACAAAAUUAGCUGCUAGAAAAAGUAAUAUUGGGAUUUAUGUUACAAUUUUACAACCAUCUAUCACUUCAUAA